Adelges cooleyi (spruce gall adelgid) is the source of this 1638-nucleotide messenger RNA. RefSeq names its product pickpocket protein 19-like. The record is from RefSeq and is a predicted model, not a curated record. Gene Ontology annotation, molecular function: ligand-gated sodium channel activity. The coding region runs from base 1 to 1638 and encodes 545 amino acids. The transcript has 11 exons. Gene Ontology annotation, cellular component: membrane. NCBI's taxonomy places the organism in Eukaryota, Metazoa, Arthropoda, Insecta, Hemiptera, Adelgidae. Gene Ontology annotation, biological process: sodium ion transmembrane transport.
AUGUCAUCUGUGGCGAGAAGAGUGAAGUUGUGCCGUUUACGAAACAACAUUUCCAAACCAAAAGUUGUGAACAAUAACUCGGUAUGGAAAAAUAUUUUAGAAGACGUCUGCAGCCAGUGUUCUGUGCACGGGCUCAACCAUAUCACCAAGAAAGACCGUAGUCUAAAAGAAAAAACAUUUUGGACUAUCAUCGUUAUACUAGCGAUUCUGUUAGCUACUUACGCCAUCUUUGAGUCUUGGAUGUCCUACAACAAGAGCACGAUAGACACUGUCGUGGAAACAACAUUCUUUAAUUAUGCGGAAAUAGCGUUCCCAUCAGUAUUCAUAUGCGACAGUUCCCGAGUCGACUGGGACCGAGUGAUGAAGUUGACCCCAGAAGAUAUUCCGGGGUUCGAUCCUAAACUGUUGCCGACGGUCAGAAAAGUAUUGAAAACAUUUUCGCUUUUAUCGUACGGCGAUUUCGAUCAAUUCGAUGAAUUGGUUAACGUAACGGAACUUUCUCAGCUGAAGACAUUGAAUCUCACUGAAAUGUUGUUCAAGGUAAUGAGACCGUGUAAUGAGAUGUUUAUCGGCAACUGUUGGUGGAAUUUCAAAGAAGUGAACUGUUGCGAUUUAUUUGAAGUGCACCGUACCGAAUUCGGGCUGUGUCAUUCGUUUAAUUCGGAUUUUUCAGAAUACAGUAGGGCAAGACUCGGCGCUGAUUCGGGGCAAAUUGGACAUUUUUGGCGAACGGAGCGUGGGGAAAUCCGACCUCGAAGAACGGGCGACAAGGGACAAUGGUCAGGUAUCAGAAUGUAUAUAUCUACAAUGAAACCUGAUCAAAUAGCUCCGGGAAUAAACGCCAAACCUUCAGUCCGAGUGAUGAUGGGUGAACCAAGAGGUGCUCCGCUUGGGUCGGACAUGGUAGUGAUGGCUGGAAGCUUUGGUAAUAUUCACGUAUGGGGAGAUCGUAUUUACAAUACUAAAAGAACAAGAAUGCUAAAUCCAAAAAAAAGAAAAUGUUUAUUUCCCGACGAGAGCGGGACAGGCAUGGGUACAAAAUAUUAUCUCCGCAGGAACUGUAAAACUGCCUGCUACAUGAACCAUGUGUUAAACUACUGUGGUUGUUAUUUGGAAUUUUCGUUUGCCCUAAUGACCAAAAACGAUUCAUUAAGACCGUGCAACGUAGAAGAUUUAUUGUGUUUGUCACAAAAAAACUUGAUAUUUAACAACUUUAUACCAGCAGUAGCAACAUCAUUUUUUCAAAACGAACCACCAGGCAUUAGAUGCGACUGCAUGCCAGACUGUCACCAUCAAAUGUACAUAUCUGAACUAACCAUCGCCGAGCCGUCAGUGACCUCAGUUUUUAAUUCUUCGUCAUCAAUACUUAUUGAUCUUCACUUCAGACAAAGCACGUGUAUACUAUACAGAUCAGACUUGGUAUUAGGCUGGCUUGAUUUAUUAGUUUCAUUUGGCGGUUGUGCCGGCCUAUUUUUGGGAGCAUCUCUACUAAGCUUCAUUGAGCUAAUUUACUUCCUAACAUGGAGAGUAUAUUACCAUUGGAAAGGGAAACAAAGGCAAAUAUUAAAAAAGAAGUCUGAAUUCGAAAUAAACACAUGGAAAACGGAUAACAACAAAAUUAAACCAUUUCUUGCAUGA